AUGAAUCAAGUCACUAUAUUUUCCUACAGGCAAUUUGUCGAGGUACCCUCUUCAAAGGUAGCAUUUGGGGAGGGGAGCUCACUUUGGGAAGUAUUCGGAGGAUUCCCCGAUGUUCUUGUGCUGGCCACUUUCGCACAUGGCUUUGUGCACAAGGAGCAUUACGCUCAACAGCUCAUCAAGUUGGGCGAAACAGCCGAAUCUUUAGGCGAGCGUUUCGGCAUCCGUGCCUCCACUGAACAGUCAGUGGAGGAUGUGGUAGCAGCAGCAACGGAAAGGAUCCUAGCUGGUCCCAGCAUGCCCAACAUCGGAACCAUUAUGCUCAUUGCUGGGGCACUAAAGAGGGAGGUGGUCGUGCACAUGGAGGAUAGAAAAAUUUCAGCACCACCGUGCACAUGUUUGGAAUACUUUGAAGGCGAGGAGGUGCAUGUGUACGUGGACAGAGGCAGAAGGGCCUACUAUCUGACGACAAAAACUGGUGAUGAAAAGACCCACAUCAUGAAGGAGGCGAACAGAUUUGAAACAGAAGAUCCUGACAGAAGCAUCUUCAAAGACGAAAAUGACGCCGAGACGGUGGUCAUGCUGGCAACCACGGGGAUUCUGCUCCAAGCUAAAACACCACAGUACCAGUCAGUAUCUGUUUCGCGAACAUCUUGUGUCAUCACUAAUUUACAGUGA
Molecule: messenger RNA, 675 nt
Organism: Haliotis rubra (blacklip abalone)
Lineage: Eukaryota; Metazoa; Mollusca; Gastropoda; Lepetellida; Haliotidae
Exons: 6
Coding region: 1-675 (224 amino acids)
Source: RefSeq, a predicted model, not a curated record